GGACUGCAGGCCUGAGGAUGGACUGCAUCUCCCAGCAGGCUUGGGUGUACCACACCCCUCCCAGCAAGCACUGACUCAUCGCAGACUUUUAACUAGUCCAGUGCUGGUUUCCAAGGGGUUUCUGAAGUGUCUGGUGGUUCUGGGGUGAGGGUGAGGUUCCUGGGGUGAUGGCCUAGGGCAUAGAAGGCCCAGGCCAAAUCUGUGGGCCUGGCAUAGCUUGCUGCGACUCCUUCCUGUCAGUGUCCUGGCAUCACCCCACUUUCCUGGUGCAAACUCCUAAGCCCUCCUCUUUCCCUAUGCAGCCUCCCUUCUAGAAUCCAGGCUUCCCGCCCCCGGCUAGAGCCCAUCCCACUCUGCUCUCUGGCUGCAAAAGCUUCGGUCUUCAUCCCGAGUCUGCCCUCAAGGGUGUCCCCUUUGGUCUGGCAGCUCACUUUAAACGGCGCGGGGACUACAUCUCCCAGCGGCCCCGGGCCUUCCUGACGCAGCCCCCCCUUUCAGCCCGCGGGGAGGUGCGGGCCGGGCGGGGGGAGGUGACUUGAUGUCAUCCUGAGCAGCUGGGCGGCGGGUGCCGGUGCGCACGGAGCCGAGCCGGGGCUCCCGCUGCGCUGCACCGCGUUGGGUCGGAGUCCCAGGACUUCAGCGGAGAUCCGCGCGCUGCGACGGCCGGUGCAGAGCCCGCCGAGCGCCCAGUCCCGGCCCGGGGCUGAGUUGGGGGCAUGCUCUAGCCCCCCCGGAGCCCGGGAGAGAACCCAGGAGCGCCGCCGCCCAGCCCCAGCGCCCCGAGCGGAACCGCUGCGAAGGGGCCCUGAACGGCCGUCGCCCUCCCUAGGGGCAGCCCCCGGGGGUUGGCGACCGAAGUCUGGGUUUUCGAGAAAGCCAGGGUGGGAACCCUAACUGGACUCUUCAGGACCCCCAGGAAGGAUCUGAGGCCUGAGCCAUCCUCCUUUCUACUCUGCCUGCCCCCCAGGACUGGGCAGUUGCAGGAGGCCCUGGGGGGGGGCCCAGGACUGUGGUUGUGCCCCCCCCCCCCCCACGCCUGGACAGGAUGGGACCAAGUUAGUCUGUCCAGUCUCACCCAGCACCUCCCAGGCCCAGAGAGAACCCCCGGGGCUCUGAAAGCUUGACCUGCUGCCUGACCGCCAUGGAGACGAAGCUGCCCCCUGCAAGCACUCCCACUAGCCCCUCCUCCCCCGGGCUGUCGCCUGUGCCCCCACCCGACAAGGUGGACGGCUUCUCCCGCCGUUCCCUCCGCAGAGCCCGGCCCCGCCGCUCCCACAGCUCCUCUCAGUUCCGCUAUCAGAGCAACCAGCAGGAGCUCACGCCGCUGCCCCUGCUCAAAGAUGUGCCGGCUUCGGAGCUGCAUGAGCUGCUGAGCCGGAAGCUGGCCCAGUGUGGGGUGAUGUUUGACUUCUUGGACUGUGUGGCCGACCUCAAGGGGAAGGAGGUGAAGCGGGCAGCCCUCAAUGAGCUGGUGGAGUGCGUGGGGAGCACCCGGGGUGUCCUCAUCGAGCCCGUCUACCCAGACAUCAUCCGCAUGAUCUCAGUGAAUAUCUUCCGGACUCUGCCGCCCAGUGAGAACCCUGAAUUUGACCCUGAAGAGGAUGAGCCCAACCUUGAGCCUUCGUGGCCACACCUGCAGCUGGUAUAUGAGUUUUUCCUGCGUUUCUUGGAGAGCCCAGACUUCCAGCCCUCCGUGGCCAAGAGAUAUGUGGAUCAAAAGUUUGUCCUGAUGCUCCUGGAGCUAUUUGAUAGCGAGGACCCCCGGGAGCGUGAGUACCUCAAGACCAUCCUGCACCGGGUCUACGGCAAGUUCCUGGGUCUCCGGGCCUACAUCCGCAAACAGUGCAACCACAUCUUCCUCCGGUUCAUCUAUGAAUUCGAGCACUUCAAUGGUGUGGCUGAGCUGCUGGAGAUCCUAGGAAGCAUCAUCAAUGGCUUUGCGCUGCCCCUGAAGACAGAGCACAAGCAGUUCCUGGUUCGCGUCCUGAUCCCCCUGCACUCUGUCAAGUCGCUGUCUGUCUUCCAUGCCCAGCUGGCAUACUGUGUGGUGCAGUUCCUGGAGAAGGAUGCCACUCUGACGGAGCACGUGAUCCGGGGGCUGCUCAAAUACUGGCCAAAAACCUGCACCCAGAAGGAGGUGAUGUUUCUGGGGGAGAUGGAAGAGAUUCUUGAUGUCAUCGAGCCCUCCCAGUUUGUGAAGAUCCAGGAGCCCCUUUUUAAGCAGGUGGCUCGCUGUGUUUCCAGCCCCCAUUUCCAGGUUGCAGAGCGGGCUCUGUAUUUCUGGAACAAUGAGUAUAUCCUAAGCCUCAUUGAGGACAACUGCCAUACUGUGCUGCCUGCUGUGUUUGGGACCCUCUACCAAGUCUCCAAGGAGCACUGGAACCAAACCAUCGUAUCACUGAUCUACAAUGUGCUCAAGACCUUCAUGGAGAUGAAUGGGAAGCUGUUUGAUGAGCUCACAGCCUCCUACAAGCUGGAAAAGCAGCAGGAGCAGCAGAAGGCCCAGGAGCGUCAGGAGUUAUGGCAAGGUCUGGAGGAGCUGCGGCUACGCCGGCUACAGGGGACCCAGGGGGCCAAGGAGGCCCCCCUCCAGCGGCUUACACCCCAGGUGGCCACCAGUGGGGGUCAGAGCUAGACAGCACCUCAGAAGGGGAGAAGCUAAACCCAGAGCUGUCAGUCCCUCUAUCCCUUCUCCUGUCCAGGGGCCCAGAGAGAAACACACCUACCCCUGGCCUUGCCAGAGUGGCUUCUGAGGACUCCCUGCCCAGCCCAGCUUUCACUGGGGGGAGACAAGGAGAGGCAAUGGUGGUCUUGGCAACAGAAUGCUCAGCCCCUCGUGGCAGGACUUGACAAGGGCAAGCUUGACCAGGAAGCUGCCAUCAGGGAUCUUCCCCUGCCCCACAAAGCUGGGCUCCGACUGCAGGCGGGCUCCCACCCUCUGCUUCUGGCCUUGGGCAAGGGCACUCAGCGCCUCGCCUGCCCCUGCCUCGGCCAACACGAGGUCCUUCCUCAUCCCCACCAUGGGGUCCAUGGUCUAUUUAUUCUCGCCCAGCUCACCCUCUACACAGACACUGUCCUGGGUGCACACUCCUCCCUUCCCUCGCUGUGUACUUCCUUGUCCCCUUUUUAUUUAUUGGGCAGGGGGAGGGUGAGGGCACAGGCAAGAAGAGAUUCACAGUGUCCUGGGGUGAGGGGGGGUUCACAGUAAUCAUGGUCUACCCCUCUUUCCCUGGCUGGGGGUAGUCUUAAUAAAGAGAGAAAUUCAAGAA
Symphalangus syndactylus (siamang) is the source of this 3269-nucleotide messenger RNA. RefSeq names its product protein phosphatase 2 regulatory subunit B'beta (gene PPP2R5B). NCBI's taxonomy places the organism in Eukaryota, Metazoa, Chordata, Mammalia, Primates, Hylobatidae. Gene Ontology annotation, biological process: signal transduction; protein dephosphorylation. Gene Ontology annotation, cellular component: protein phosphatase type 2A complex; cytosol; nucleus. The record is from RefSeq and is a predicted model, not a curated record. Gene Ontology annotation, molecular function: protein phosphatase activator activity.